This is a messenger RNA of Cucurbita pepo subsp. pepo (vegetable marrow), 1257 nucleotides long. RefSeq lists its product as uncharacterized. Gene Ontology annotation, biological process: defense response. The record is from RefSeq and is a predicted model, not a curated record. Lineage: Eukaryota; Viridiplantae; Streptophyta; Magnoliopsida; Cucurbitales; Cucurbitaceae.
UGACGAGAAGCAACGCAUUAAGCUACCUGUUUCUAGCUCCUCAAUUCACCGUUCAAUCUUCCGGCACCGGCGAUGGCACCUCGCUAUGAAGUGGAAUUGAAAAUACAGUCCGCUAGAGAUCUCAAGAACGUCAACUGGCGCAACGGUGCCCUGAAGCCGUACGCCGUCGUUUGGAUUGAUCCAAAUAACAAAUUUUCGACGAAGGUCGACGCCGGAGGUGACACGUCACCUUACUGGAACGAAACGCUUGACAUUUCUUUCCCGUCGCCGAUCGAAGAUGCUACGUUGAACAUCAACAUCGUUCAUGUCGCCAACGGCGAGAAUGAUGUCAAACCGCUGAUCGGCGCCGCCAGACUCCGUCUCUCUGACGUCGUCGACAGUGUCGGCCUCGGCGAACGCACUGAUCGAACCCUCCAAUUGAAACGGCCCUCCGGCAGGCCUCAAGGGAAGGUCGAAGUUAAAGUAACAGUCCGAGAAUCACGUUACCGAUCAUCCGAUUCCUAUUACGCGCCGCCGUAUGGGGUCCCACCGCCUUCCUAUGCCACUUCGUACUCUGCUCCUCGCGAUCCAUACUAUGCAACGGCUCCUCCGUCAGGAUACUCUUCCGCCGGGUACAAUGCACCGGCCCCAGACCCGGUCCCGGCACCAGCUGCGGCUCCGUACGGUCAGGCGAGUUACGGGCAGCCGGCGUAUAACCGUCAGGCGAGUUACGGGCAGUCGGCGUAUAACAGUGAGGCGAGUUACGGGCAGGCGGCGUACGAGCAGCCGGCGGAAAAGAAGAACAAGUUCGGGAUGGGGACUGGAUUGGCUGUGGGUGCGGUGGCGGGAGUUUUGGGUGGAUUGGUGUUGGGAGAGGGCAUCGAACAUAUGGAGAACAAGAGGGACGAAAAAGAGGCAGAAAAGGCGGAGGAGAAUGACUAUGAUGACUACUAAGCUGUUCAAAUACCCAAAUUUGAAAGAGUUUAUCCAUCCAAUCAGCUUCGUAUCGUUUGAAUUCGCUUAUAAACUUGUUUCCUUUGUUUGAUUGUUCUUGAUUCAAAUAAAUAUCAUGCAGAAGUUCAUUCCGUGGUUAACACAAACAAUAGUAAAAACAUAGUUUAAAAGGUUUGUCAUUACCAUAGUAUGAGCCGUAGCUUUUUUAAUGUUAAAAUCGGACAUGGUUCAAGCUCAAGUCAGCCCAAUUUCUUUUUCCACAUGUUUGGAGAUAAAUAUGUACUUUUUCUUCAUUUUUAAGAUUGUAACUCAUUCAGUGUUGUC